CGGAUGUACGGCUUCAGCGACACCAUCGACGACAAACUCAUCGGUCGCAUUUACCGACUCCGCAAUGACCCGAGUCGCAUGUUCUCCGUCUGCCUAUCGCCCCCUCCGUCAUCGAAGUUGUACCUUACCUCGGAGCAAUAUGAGUGGAAAAUGAGCGUACUUCCACCGCAGAAGAAUGAUCAGAUGCUCCAAGUCAUGAAGAAGACGAUCAUCGAGCUGAACAAGCAAUACAUGCUUUUUUGGCGCAUCGGUUUGGAAGUCUCGCACUUGACGAUGAGCCCUCCUCUGUGGCCCCGUCAUUUGGAGGAGUACUCGACGAAGCUGUACGCUUUCAAGGAGAAGGACCGAGAGUUUCCGAUGGCAGUUGAGGCAACACUAUCUAGAGGCUGUCGCUAUUUGACCGCGGAUAGCAUCCUCGUACGUAAGAAAGACGACAUGAACGGACCUAAACCCGGCAUGCCGCUAAAGUCGUGGGUUCUCUCGCUGGUCACUCCAAGCGAUGGUCUGGGUGAAAAUGGGUGGCAGCUCCAGCGGAAGUGGUGGGCUUCGAACGGUCAGAGCUUCCCCAUCAUGACUGGCAAAAUUUACCCUGAUGCUAGACGGCAUCGGGAUUUACAAGGCUUUGUAGUCACUCUGGGAUCGAGGUGUAACCGAUCGCCGUCCCGGGCAGAUCCACCCAACUACGUUGUUCUUCGAGCCAAUAAGCAAAUACACGAGGAGGCUCUAAAAGCAGCGUGGGAAGGUACAACAAAGCACUUCGCACAUUGGAUAUGGCUAGAAAACGUCGUAUAUGCACUGAACAGCCCAUCAGGCUAUUACUGGCUUACGCACGUCCAGCUAUGUAUGAGCACCAGCAAUUGCUAUGAGUUUUUGGGAAUGCAGGUCGACCCUGUCCUUCGACUGCUGCCCCGGCCAUCAAGAGCUUGCAUGCUGCAAGACAUCCCUACCCUGAAGAAUCUCGGAAUAGUAUUUGGCACACCGUACAGUUACGAUAGUAACCCUUGGUUUGGGACUCGCCGGCUUGAUGGUCUACCCAUAGAGCAGCAUCCGUGUCAUAAGAUCAUGGUUGAGUGGGGACUGAUCUUCGCCUUUCCAUACCUCAAGCACAUACCAAACGUGCGGCUUACUGGCUGUAUCAAGACUAGCACGAAAUUGAAGUGGGAAAACAUAUUGAGCAACGAAUAUUACUUGCGGAAGAAAACCUAUAAGACACAUGGCUACGACCCUGCUAUGGAGGCCUACAAUCUGCUGGAAGAACAGCGUCCGGUGAGAUCGACUACCUUUAUGCUUGUGCCCCGCCUCGUGCUCUCGUGAUCGCCGUCCGCGCGAUCUGAAAGGAUUUGACCAUGACGACUCAUAUGUGCCGCCACCUCCGCCUCCACCGCCGCCGAAGAAGAGCGCGCCAGUUCGGCCAGGCCAACUCUGGUCAAAGAUGUACACAACUUCACCUGAAACCACGAAAUAACGAUCCACUAACCUGGUGUCUCGUCGGCAUCUUGUCCCAGUGGAGUGGUAAGACAGUGCAUUACGAGUUAGGUGGAUUUCCACGCUGCACCAUCUCG
This is a messenger RNA of Alternaria rosae, 1562 nucleotides long. RefSeq lists its product as uncharacterized. The transcript is spliced from 4 exons. The record is from RefSeq and is a predicted model, not a curated record. NCBI's taxonomy places the organism in Eukaryota, Fungi, Ascomycota, Dothideomycetes, Pleosporales, Pleosporaceae. The coding region runs from base 4 to 1314 and encodes 436 amino acids.